Rana temporaria (common frog) is the source of this 939-nucleotide messenger RNA. RefSeq names its product olfactory receptor 1009-like. The record is from RefSeq and is a predicted model, not a curated record. The transcript has a single exon. Gene Ontology annotation, cellular component: membrane. NCBI's taxonomy places the organism in Eukaryota, Metazoa, Chordata, Amphibia, Anura, Ranidae. Gene Ontology annotation, molecular function: G protein-coupled receptor activity; olfactory receptor activity. The coding region runs from base 1 to 939 and encodes 312 amino acids. Gene Ontology annotation, biological process: G protein-coupled receptor signaling pathway.
AUGAAUACUAAUAAUACAACCAUUGCAUACUUUAUUGUCAAUGGUAUAUCAGAAAAACCAGAGCUUCAAGUGACAAUCUUCUUACUGGUUAUCUUCAUUUAUUUAAUCACUCUUGGAGGUAACAUAAUCAUCCUUCUUCUCAUCUGCCUGGACCAUCAUCUUCACACGCCCAUGUAUUUCUUUGUGGCCAACUUGUCUGUAGUAGACAUCUCAUGCUCCACUAUCACUCUUCAUAAAAUACUCCUAAGUUUCCUUACAGGAGAUAAAAAAGUUUCUUUCCUUGAAUGUAUGUUUCAGACAUAUAUUUUUGGGUCACUGGCAGGUCAUGAGCUGUUUAUUUUAACAGCAAUGAGUUUUGACCGAUAUGUGGCCAUCUGUAACCCCUUAAAUUACCAUAAGGUAAUGAAUCGCAGGACUUGCAUCAUUUUAGCUUCAUUUUGUUGGUUAUUGGGUUUUGUCCAAAUGGUUUCUCUAGUAGUAAUAAUGGGUAGCUUCACCUGCUACUCAUCCAAUGAAAUCAACCACUUUUUCUGUGACAUUGUGCCAAUGAUGAAACUGGUCUGCAGUGAUAUCUCGGUGUUGGAAAGACUGUUCUUUGUCCAAGGCCUUUUCCUGAUGACCAUUUCUCCAUUUGUUCUGACUUUUGUCCCUUAUAUUUUCAUAAUUGUUACCAUAUUGAGAAUCCGUUCUAAUUCUGGCAGGCGUAAAGCCUUCUACACAUGUUCCCCACAUCUGACUGUGGUAGUUCUGCUUUAUACAACCUUGGCCAAUCAAUAUCUUACACCAAGCUCAAUCAGCAGCUUGGAUUCCAAAAAAAUGUUUUCUUUGUUUAACACAGCUAUUGUCCCUAUGCUCAAUCCAUUGAUUUAUAGUUUAAAAAAUAAAGAUGUGAAACUGUCUAUGAAGAGAAGGUUUGGAGGUUGCAAAUUGACAAAUUAA